Messenger RNA from Alnus glutinosa, 1607 nucleotides. RefSeq names its product putative recombination initiation defects 3. Gene Ontology annotation, biological process: embryo sac development; chromosome organization involved in meiotic cell cycle; microsporogenesis. Bases 127 to 1332 code for a protein of 401 amino acids. The transcript is spliced from 12 exons. Gene Ontology annotation, cellular component: nucleus. The record is from RefSeq and is a predicted model, not a curated record. NCBI's taxonomy places the organism in Eukaryota, Viridiplantae, Streptophyta, Magnoliopsida, Fagales, Betulaceae.
AAACGCUCAGAGACCGUUUGCCUCAAUUCACAGAUCGACCUCUUCGCUGAUCACCUAGAGUUUCAGGUGAACAAUCACAACGCAAUUCGACUAUCAAAGGACGUUUCAAAUCACUGAGUCAAGCUAAUGAAGCUGAAGAUGAACAAAGUUUGCGAUCUCAGCUCCAUCUCGGUCCUUCCUCCUCACGCGAGGAGAUCAAAUGCUAGACCAACUGGACCGCAAGCAUCACAGCUUCAAUCUCAAGCAUCGCAGCAAUCAUUUUCGCAAGGAAUUUCAUCUCAGCAUGGCAUGUUUUCUCAGCUCUCUCAGAACUCUCUCAAUGAGGUUCUGACAAAUGAUCAGAGAUUUGGUUCUCAAGAACGAGAGAACUCUGUGAAGAAGAUUUCUUGCUUGCCACCACUAAGUUGUACACGAGAAGAUAGUCAAAUGCCAACCUCAAGACAUUCAGCAAAUCUGAUCCGCAAAUGGAAUUCUGCUUCUGUUCCAGACCAUAGAUGUCAGAAUAGUGAAGAAAUUGAACAUCGAAUUGGAUUGAUGGAAACUUCAUUAAGCAGGUUAGGAAUGAUUUUGGAUUCUCUUCAGAGCGAUGUCAUGCAAGUUAACAGAGGAACAAAAGAAGUUUCACUGGAGACGGAAGGCAUACGGCAGAAGUUGAUUCUUCAUGAUAGCUUACUGCACUUGAUGAACAAGGGACAAGAAGAUAUCAAAGCUAGCCUUGCUGAGGGAGUCAGAUCGAUAUCUGAUCAGCUAAGCAAAGAUAUAUAUCAAGACAAAUUACAGGAGAUUUGCAUGCUGGUGUCAGCUUUUCCACAGCAGAUGGAAGCAUCUGCACUGCAAUUACAAGAUAAGCUCAGCAAAACCCUUGCCAAAGAAAUGCAAGUAAUAGCUUGCAGGGUGAAGGCUCCUAACCAGAAAGAUCCAGCACCCUCCAUCAUUCUACCAGAGGGUACUGACCAUCGUGCUACUCCACAGAGUUAUGCACAGCCUCCUAGGAAUACUGCAGUGCCUCCAAAGGUCUGUGUGCAAGCAACCGUAGUUCCAAGGAUAGAAACAGGAGGUUGGAAGACUGUAAAAAUGGAAAAAGCGAUUGCCAAGGAUAGGGCAUCCAGCAAGGUGCAGAAACAAAACGGUUGUUCUUCCCUCAAACAGGAAACAAGUUGUAGAAUUAACAUUGAAUCAGAUGAGGAGAUGGAUGGAGGUUUUUCCUGCUUGCUUGAAGAGAAGGAAACAGGAAAGUGUUUGAUUGAUGAGGUAAAGGAAGAGACUGAACGGAUUUUGAAGAAAGCGAGGAGGCGAAAGAGAAAAUCCUGUAAUCUAAUAAUUAUUAAUUGAAGGACUUCAGGUGCAAGAUAUCUCUGCAGCUGAUGAAAAGAAAAAGGAUUCCAGCUGAAAGACUCCGUGGGCGGCCAUACUAUGAGUUCGACUACUUUUGGUACAUUUCUUUCUACACCCAUGUGCGUGACCAAUUUGGGAUGACUAAAGGUGACGGAAUAUAGUUGUCUUAAAUGGUCUUUUCUUUGAAGGGAAUUAUUGAGCUGCUCUAGUGUUAUUCACCAUAUGAACUGAGUGUCUUGUGAUCGACUGUUGAAAUUAAUACAUGAAAAAUA